UAGAUCUGAUGAUAAAUCAAAUGUCAGAGUCAUGCUAGUCCUCUGGAAUAACACAUCUCUAGUUAAAGAGCAGUUUAUAAGAUCUGACUGAGCUGCUUGGCAUCACACCAACAUGUGCUCCUCAGAAGAUGAAGUGCAAAAACUUUUUAACUAUACAUAUGGAUUUUUAGUCUCAAAGACCAUGUUUACAGCAUGUGAACUAGGAGUUUUUGAUUUACUACAUGAAGCACAGGAACCAAUUUCAGCUGUAAAAAUCGCUUCUCGCUUGGGCACCAGUGUGGAUGGGAUAAGGCAGCUGCUUGAUGCCUGUGUUGGACUGAAGCUUUUGAAAGUUGACUUACAAAGCAAUGAAGGUUAUUAUUCCAAUACAGAUGCUUCCACUGAAUACUUGGUCAAGUCCAGCCCUAGGACACUCCAUCACAUGAUGAUGUACUAUUCCAAUACCAUAUAUAUGUGCUGUCACUUCUUACCACAAGCUGUAAGAGAAGGAAAACAUCAGUAUGAAAAUACUUUUGGGAUAUCCUCAAGAGAAAUAUUUGAUAGCAUUUACAGAUCAGAAGAGGAAAUCUUGAGUUUUAUCCGUUUCAUGGACUCAAUAUGGAAUAUUUGUGGUAAAGACGUUAUCCAAGCUUUUGACCUUUCUGCAUUCCACACUGUCUAUGAUCUUGGAGGAUGUUCAGGGGGUCUUGCAAAACAAUUUGUAUCUACAUAUAAAGAUUCAACAGUCACCAUUAUGGACCUACCAAAGGUUGUGCAAACAGCUGAGAAACAUUUUGUAACAGAUAAGGAACAACAGAUACAUUUCCUUGAAGGUGACUUCUUUGAUGACCCUAUUCCGGAGGCAGACCUAUUUAUUUUGUCCAGGAUUAUUCAUGACUGGGCAGACGAAAAAUGCAUUGGACUGCUGAGAAAGAUUUACCAGUCUUGUAGAUCUGGAGGUGGAGUGCUGAUUGUUGAAGUCCUUUUAAAUGAAGACAGAAGUGGUCCAGUCAUUUCCCAGAUGUUCUCACUGAACCUUUUGGUCAUGGCAGAAGGCAAGGAACGGACGCCAUCUGAAUAUACAAAGCUCCUUACAGACUCUGGCUUCAGGGACAUUGAAGUCAAAGCAACUGGAAAUAUAUAUAAUGCAAUAUUGGGAAGGAAGUAGGGCUAAAUGUAUAUAUAUUUUUUAAAGCAGUCAUCAAGGUUUUAGUUUUUUU
Hyla sarda is the source of this 1199-nucleotide messenger RNA. Its product is annotated as acetylserotonin O-methyltransferase-like. Bases 113 to 1147 code for a protein of 344 amino acids. Gene Ontology annotation, biological process: melatonin biosynthetic process; methylation. Gene Ontology annotation, molecular function: acetylserotonin O-methyltransferase activity. The record is from RefSeq and is a predicted model, not a curated record. The transcript is spliced from 8 exons. Lineage: Eukaryota; Metazoa; Chordata; Amphibia; Anura; Hylidae.